Aspergillus homomorphus CBS 101889 is the source of this 652-nucleotide messenger RNA. Its product is annotated as putative polyketide synthase. Lineage: Eukaryota; Fungi; Ascomycota; Eurotiomycetes; Eurotiales; Aspergillaceae. The coding region runs from base 166 to 477 and encodes 103 amino acids. The record is from RefSeq and is a predicted model, not a curated record. The transcript is spliced from 2 exons.
CGCCUGUGCGAGAAGCCAUUCCUCAGAUUAUCUCUCAGCCGGAGAGGAGCCCAGUGCGUUGACUGUCAAGUUACGUGCCGCAUUACAUCCAGCAUCUUCAUUUGAACGACUGACUUCCUGGUUCAGUGACCAUGCUCAGGGGAGAUUCACAUCCCUGCCGAAGCAAUGCUGACUAUCUCACGACGUCCCUUGAGCCUCCCAGCCUCUGAUAAUGUCAUUGCCAGCCAUUUGGUUCCGGUCACGGAGGUGGCUCAGGUCCCCGCAGCACGAUUCCCUUUGACUGUAGUGGACUGGCGGUCGGCAUCGCAAAUUCCUGCCCUGAUCCGACCGGUUGAUCACUACCCUAUGCUAAAGGCUAACAAGACUUACUGGCUGGUUAGGCUUACGGGCUCUUUGGGGGUAUCUCUCUGCUUAUGGAUGAUCCAGCAAGGAGCACAGAAUGUAAACCUUCCCGGGCACUCGAAGUCAGAUCAUUAGAGCUUCCACGGUACAUGUGGCCGGCCGGAAUUUUUCCCAUCGACCAAAUGCCCAUCACUGUGCAUGGAAAGCUCGACCACAAGGUACUAAAGACCAUGGAAUUACCCGUCGUUGAGCCGACUCAACAAGCUUCUACUGCACAUCUUACCGAGGUUCAGGCUCAGUUGGUCAAAUU